CAUCAGCCGCAGCAGCAGCAUUCGCAUACGUUUCACGGCAAUCAGCAGCAGCCAAAGACGCUUCCGCAUCCUUUCCAGGCCAAGCUCGUGGCUCUGGAGGCGAAACUGAAGCAAGGCUCAAUACCAAACAUCACGACAACAACAACUGCAGCAGCCUCCGCGCCGGCAACAACAACAACAACAACAACAACCAUGUCGACAGCAGCAACAGCAGCAGCAACAACAACAGCCGCAACAAACAACAAAAAUGUGGGCAAGACAAGCCAACAAUUCGGCAGCCGCCAGGUGAGCAUCCGGGAGCCGCAGCCCAGCCGGGAACGUGAACGUGAACGUGAAAGGGAGCGGGAACGGGAACGUGCCAAUUGCGGCAUUGGCAUGCUGGGACGCUAUUGUGUGCCGCACGCUGGGCAACAGGUGGCGCCACAGCCGCAGGUGUUGCCGCUGCUGACGCAGGUGCAGCGCGUAAACAACGAUCUGACGGACAAAUUGUCGCGCAUGGCACGCCGCAACACGAUCAAAUUCCGCGAACUGGCCGCGUUGCAGGUGCACGACAAGAACGCAGAGGCGCUGCAGGAGCUGCAGACAUCCAUACCGGAGAUAACGAAAAUCUUCGAUGUCCACUGUCGCAUCGGUAGCGGCACCUUCAGCACCGUCCUGCUCGGCACACUGCAGCGGGAGCGCCAGCUGCCGGAGGCGCAACGUCGUCGGUUCGCCAUCAAGCAUCACAAUCCGACGAAUCAUCCGGAGCGCAUCCUGCGCGAGCUGGAGUGCAUGUUCCGCAUGGGCGGCGAUCACAAUGUGAUCGGAAUCAAUUGCUGUAUACGCUACAACGAUAAUGUGGCCUUUGUGAUGCCCUUCAUGAGCCACGAUCGCUUCCACGAUGUCUAUCGGAAUCUCAGUCUGUUCGAGGUGAAGGACUAUUUGCGCAAUCUGCUGGUCGCCCUGCGGCAUGUGCACAAGUUCAAUGUGAUCCAUCGCGACGUCAAGCCGAGCAAUAUAUUGUAUAAUCGUCGCACCGGCAAGUUUCUGCUCUGCGACUUUGGACUCGCGCAGCGACUCGCCGAAGAUGGCAGCCUCAUUCAGGCCUCGGAUUUGAGCGGUGCUGCCGCAUUGCUGCGCGACAUGGAUGCGGCACAGCAGCAACUGUUGCGCCACGAGGGCAACAGUGUCCAGGCGGAGGACGAGGCCGCCGCCCAUCGUUUGCAGGCGGAUACCGAGCGUCGAAUGCGCGCUGCCGGCGGCGGCACCACGGCAUUCGGUGAGUCCACCAAUCAGCUGCAGCAUCCGCAGCAGCAGCAGCAGCUGCAGGAGCCGAGCAAAAAGGAUCUGGCCGCACAGAAGGCGGACACACAGCGUCUGAUCAAUCGCCUGCGCUACACGAACGCCAAUGUCGAUCCCAACAAUUAUGUGGUAUCGACGAACAAUAUCCGGAAGGAGAUGCACGCAUCGAGGGCCGGCACGCCGGGCUAUCGGCCUCCGGAGGUGCUGCUGCGAUAUCCGCACCAGACGACGGCGGUGGAUGUGUGGGCGGCUGGUGUGAUAAUGCUGUCCAUGUUGUCGUCGCUGCAUCCGUUCUUUAAGGCGCCCAACGAUUGUGCGGCGCUGUCGGAGAUCAUGAAUCUGUUUGGGGACGUGCAGGUGCGCAAAACGGCCUUUAUGCUGGAUCGACUGGUGUUGAUAACGCAAAAGGUGGCCGCUUUGGAUUUGCGUCGCGUCUGCAUGCGUUUCCGCUAUGCGAAUCACUUCCUCUCGCCGGAAAUACAGAGACGCCAUCGACGGGCCGAUGGCAACAUGGAGCUGUGCCGCCACUGCGAACAGGCCACCUUCAAUUGCAUCUGCAAGCACAGCAGCCAUCAGCUGGAGACAUACGAGGGACUGGAUAUGUUCCCCCAUCAUGCAUACGAUCUGCUUGGACGCCUGCUCGAGGUGAAUCCACAGAAACGCAUCUCCGCUGAGGAGGCGCUCAAGCAUCCGUUUUUUAUUGAACACCAUCGCAUCGUCUCCGGCGUGCCGCUGACCCAUCAGAUGCCGGCUGCUGCCGCGGCGCUGCGAUCCCGCGAGUCGCUCCAGGGCACCGGUUCGCGCACCCUCACCCCGUACAUCAGCUAUCCGCCGGGCGUCAAGCAGCUCAGCAACAUGGAGGCGGGCCACCGUCCGGCAGCCACAUCGACAACCAAUGUUUGACAUCGUCACGUCGUAAACAGUUUAAUUCGCGUUUUUGUACGGCCGACGCCCGCUAACGGGGCGCCAGCAAAUUUUCUAUUGAAAAUUAUUUCAAACAAAUUGAAAUGAAAUAUAUAUAUAUACAUAUAUAUAUAUAUAAAUAUAUAUCUAUAUAUGCAUGGAUUACGAAUUCUGAGUCGAGUCGUGUCGCGAAAUUUGAAAUGUUCAAAAAGCUUCCAAAUUUCCACCAGCAUUAAAUAAGAGUUUUGAUGUUUUGUUCUUUUUACCGGUUUUCGAA
Messenger RNA from Drosophila montana, 2461 nucleotides. Its product is annotated as cell division cycle 7-related protein kinase. Lineage: Eukaryota; Metazoa; Arthropoda; Insecta; Diptera; Drosophilidae. Bases 193 to 2184 code for a protein of 663 amino acids. The record is from RefSeq and is a predicted model, not a curated record. Gene Ontology annotation, biological process: mitotic DNA damage checkpoint signaling; protein phosphorylation. The transcript has a single exon. Gene Ontology annotation, cellular component: nucleus. Gene Ontology annotation, molecular function: ATP binding; protein serine/threonine kinase activity.